CCCGCGGCGGCGCCGCUGAUUGGCCAGCCGCCGCCACUUCCGGGCAGCGCGGGGAGCGGCGGGAGCGGCGGGAGGGGCUUGGGGACGGGGCCCGCCGUGCCCGCGGGGACACCCGGCGACCCGAUGACGUGACGCAGGCGCCAUGGCGGAGACGGAGGCGGAGGCCGGGGGGCGCCGGGACCGGGACCCCCCCGGCAGGGGACAAGGAGCCGGGGGUGGGGGUCCCUUGGCCCUGUUGAAGGCCCGGGCCCUCGAUGUCACCUUCGAGGUGGGGGACGAGUACGAGGUCAUCGAGACCAUCGGCACCGGCGCCUACGGCGUCGUCAGCUCCGCGCGGCGGAGGGACACCGGCCAGCAGGUGGCCAUCAAGAAGAUCCCCAACGCCUUCGACGUGGUGACCAACGCCAAGAGGACGCUGCGGGAGCUGAAGAUCCUCAAGCACUUCAAGCACGACAACAUCAUCGGCAUCAAGGACAUCCUCAAGCCCACCGUCCCCUACGGCGAGUUCCGCUCCGUCUACGUGGUCCUGGACCUGAUGGAGAGCGACCUCCACCAAAUCAUCCACUCCUCCCAACCCUUGACCUUGGAGCACGUCCGCUACUUCCUCUACCAACUCCUGCGGGGCCUCAAGUACAUCCACUCGGCCAACGUCCUCCACCGCGACCUCAAGCCCAGCAACCUCUUGGUCAACGAGAACUGCGAGCUGAAAAUCGGCGAUUUCGGCAUGGCCCGCGGCUUGGGCGCCGACCCCCGCCACGCCAAGGCCUUCCUCACCGAAUACGUCGCCACCCGCUGGUACCGGGCGCCCGAACUCCUCCUCUCCUUGCACCGUUACACCCGCGCCAUCGAUAUGUGGUCGGUGGGCUGCAUCUUUGCCGAAAUGUUGGGCCGCCGGCAACUUUUCCCUGGGAGGAACUACGUCCACCAGCUCCAACUCAUCAUGGCCGUGCUGGGGACGCCGCCGGCCACCGUCAUGGCCGCCAUCGGGGCCGAGAGGGUGAGGGCCUACGUGCAGAGCUUGCCCCCGCGCCCGGCGGUGCCGUGGGAGAGUCUUUUCGGCGACGCCGAGCCGGCGGCCUUGGCGUUGUUGGGGAGGAUGCUGCGUUUCGACCCCCGGGAGAGGGUGGGGGUGGCCGAGGCCUUGCGGCACCCUUUUUUGGCCAAAUAUCACGACCCCGAGGACGAGCCCGAGUGCGUCCCCGCCUUCGAUUUCGCCUUUGACCGCCGGGUGUUGACCAAAGAAGAGAUCAAGGCGGCCAUCGUGGCCGAAAUCGCCGAUUUCCACGAGCGCCGCGACGGCAUCCGGCGCCAAAUCGCCUUCGCGCCGGCCGAAAACGCGGCCGGCGGCGGCGGCGGCGCCGCCGUGCCCAACGUCAACGUCCCCAUGGGGGGCGUCAACGACGCGGCCAGCGGCGGCGUCACCGCGGUGGCCAACGCCGGCGUUGGGUUGGCCAACGUCAACGUGGCCAACGCCGGCGUGGCCAACGCCGCCAUGGCCAACGUCAACUUGGCCAAUGUCAACAGGGCCAAUGCCACCAUGGCCAACGUCAAUUUGGCCAACGCCAACGUCAAUUUGGCCAACGCCACCAUGGCCAACGCCAACGCCACCAUGGCCAACGCCAACGUCAACGUCCCCAACGCCGCCGCAGCCGGGGUUGGCGCGUCCUGGCCCUGCACCGACGUGGACAUGCCGAGCCCUGGUCCCGCCCCCGCCCCCGACUGCCCAAUGGACUCCCCCCGGGUGAAGGCAGAGCCGGGGGCCCCCGCGCCCCCCAAGAGGGACGGCGCCAUCUCCGAUGACACCAAGGCCGCCCUCAAGGCCGCCCUGCUCAAGUCGGCCAUGAGGAACAAGAGUAAAGAACCCCCGUGCGCCGCCCCGGAGGCUCCGGAGGGCCGGAAACCGGUGACGGCGGCGGAGCGCCAGCGGGAACGGGAGGAGAAGCGCCGGCGACGCCAAGAGCGCGCCAAGGAACGGGAGAAGAAGCAACGGGAGCGCGAGCGGCGCGAGCCCCGCGGCCGCGGCGAGGGGCUCCGGGGCCUCGUCCUCACCGACGACGACCGCCACCUCCUCGAGAGGUGGACCAAAAUGAGGGACGGGGCCCCCCCAAGACCCCCGGCGCGACCCGCGCCGGCCCCGUGCCCCCCACCGCCUUGCGGGGGACCCCCCGAAACGUGGCCGGGCGGCGAGGUGUGGGCCGAGCCGCCCCCCGCGCCCGGCCCCGCGGACCCCGACGUGGCCACCGUCACCCAACAGCUCUCCAAGUCGCAGGUGGAGGACCUGCUGCCCCCCGUCUUCUCGGUGACCCCCAAGGGGAGCGGGGCCGGCUACGGGGUCGGCUUCGACCUGGAGGAGUUCCUGAGCCAAUCGUUGGACAUGGUGGGGGACAACAAGGACAGCCAAGGCGAUUCGGCGCCGCUCUCGGCCUCGCUCCUCGCCGACUGGUUGGAGGUCCACCGCUUGAGCCCGGCCGCCCUCGAGAGCCUCCAGCGCGACCUCCAGCUCGGUUCCCCCAUGCUCCUCUCCGACGACCUCCCUGAGCCUUAAGGGGGGGGGGCGCGACGGGACCCCCGCCCUCCCCCCCCCCACUCCUUGUACCCCAUUAAACUUUGUAAGGAAACCAC
Messenger RNA from Anas platyrhynchos (mallard), 2622 nucleotides. It is a transcript of the gene MAPK7, whose product is annotated as mitogen-activated protein kinase 7. NCBI's taxonomy places the organism in Eukaryota, Metazoa, Chordata, Aves, Anseriformes, Anatidae. Gene Ontology annotation, molecular function: MAP kinase activity; ATP binding. The record is from RefSeq and is a predicted model, not a curated record. Gene Ontology annotation, biological process: protein phosphorylation.